AAAUCCAAAUCCGGAUUAAAGUAAUUCGAAAUAAAACUUGCACGACAAAUCCGAACAAAUCCAGUUCGGUCACGGUAGACCGCCGGGAUUGAUAAUGAACAUCCGACCGAAUUGAUUGAAGACUCCUUGGACAAAAUGGGUCUGGAAAAUUCUCCGAAUUUUGCGGCAUGGGAGAAACAACGACCCACUAGUUUUGGAGGUAAUCUUACGGUUGUUGACACGAUUCUUCCGGAUAUGCUGCACCUGGUCGACACUUAUUGGUACCAAUACGCACCCUUAGAUCCAUUUUGGCACCGCGUUCUGGCACUCGUUAUUGCAAUUUUGGGUUUUAUAUCUAUAACAGGCAAUUCUAUGGUGAUCUACAUUUUUAUAACGACAAAAUCAUUGAGAACGCCUUCAAACAUGUUGGUGGUCAACUUGGCCCUUUCGGAUUUCUUACUCAUGGUCACAAUGGCACCAGUGAUGGUAUUCAAUUGUUAUUUUGAGACUUGGGUUUUAGGUCCGGCGUUUUGUCAAGUUUACGGCAUGUUGGGUUCGCUGUUUGGUUGCGGCUCUAUUUGGACCAUGACGUUUAUUGCCAUGGACCGUUACAAUGUCAUAGUUAACGGUCUGAGUGCCGUUCCUUUGACCAAAAAAUCGGUGGCGGUUCAUAUAAUGGCGAUUUGGGGUAUGUCUUUGGUAUGGACUUUGGCGCCGUUUUUUGGAUGGAACAGAUACGUUCCAGAAGGAAACAUGACAGCCUGUGGCACCGAUUAUCUUUCCCAAGACCUUUCAAGCGUUAGCUAUAUAAUAGCUUAUACAAUUUUUGUUUAUUGUAUGCCUCUAUGCAUAAUAAUUUACGCUUACUGGUUCAUCGUGAGGGCCGUGUCCAACCACGAAAAAUCGAUGCGAAAGCAAGCGAAAAAAAUGAACGUCACCUCGCUGAGGACCGCGGACGCCGACAAACAAAGCGUCGAAUUCAAAUUGGCCAAAAUCACAAUGAUUACGAUCUUUUUGUGGUUCGUUGCCUGGACGCCGUACGCGGUUACUAACAUUUCUGGAAUCACUGGGAAAUCGCAAAUAUCGCCUCUGGCUACGAUUUGGGCUUCGGUUUUCGCUAAGGCCGGCGCCGCCUACAAUCCCAUCGUUUACGGAAUAAGUCAUCCAAAAUACCGACAAGUUUUACACAAGAAAAUUCCAUGUUUGGGGAGUGCGGCUUCGGCCCCAACAACAGAAGAUUCGAUAUCUCAAGUUUCCGCCUGUACAAACGGUUCCGACAGCAAACCAGCUGCAUAAACGAAUUGACUACAUAAAUUAUAUUAUAUUGUAUUUUAAUUAAUAAACCCUGCAAGUGCAUUUUAAAUAAGGCAAAUUGCCAUAUUUACCUGGUCUUUAUUCAUCCCCUGAGGCUGGAACCCAAAUAAAUC
This is a messenger RNA of Ceutorhynchus assimilis (cabbage seed weevil), 1406 nucleotides long. The record is from the annotation of a GenBank genome assembly. Lineage: Eukaryota; Metazoa; Arthropoda; Insecta; Coleoptera; Curculionidae.